Molecule: messenger RNA, 5115 nt
Organism: Salmo salar (Atlantic salmon)
Lineage: Eukaryota; Metazoa; Chordata; Actinopteri; Salmoniformes; Salmonidae
Product: Na(+)/H(+) exchange regulatory cofactor NHE-RF2
Biological process (GO): protein localization to plasma membrane
Cellular component (GO): apical plasma membrane
Molecular function (GO): signaling receptor binding; protein-membrane adaptor activity
Source: RefSeq, a predicted model, not a curated record
CACACUGAUUGGUCGAUUACAUGCGGAGUCCUCGUACCUGGAUCCCCAUCCCGUGCUAAACGGCAGCAUUUCCACAGCAUGCGCUUGAUUAGGCUACUCAGUGAGAAAGGACCCCUUCUUAGACCACUCUUCAAGAGCUGCGCUCUGGUAAUGACAGACCCAGGCAAAACUUGUUGAUUUCUAGCGAGGGAGGUGCUAUUACGCACCAAACGAGUGUCAUAUCCAAUUAUCUGGAAACCCGGCAUGUGUUGUAAUUGAAUCCUUAUUUCCCAACCGGUUGUUAUGGAUGGAGGUCGAGAGAGGGGUUAGUUAGUGCCUGUUGCUCUUUCCUGGUGCAGCAUGUUGCACUGGUGGUCUCUCGCUUUAUCAGUCCUCAGGGUGGGCAGUUGGAGGCAUUGAGGACGCUGCGCUGCCAACAAGAAUAAUUCACUCGUUUUUGGAGAGACGAUACGACUAGCAGAUAUCUUGGCUCCACCAAGCAAUACGUUCGCCUGGGUCGAUAAUUUAGGCUAUUUUUAGGAGUUUGCCUUUAUUACAUGUGAAGUUCAAUGCUGGAAUGUAAUUUUUAAAACGGAGCGUUUUCUUGUGUUUGGAGCGUUUUUGUGUGUGAAGAACCUGCAGAGCAACUUUUGGAACAAAUUACGCAUAAGAAGAGGAUGGUGUUUUACAUGUAGAGUGAAAGUUUCGCUCUGCGCUCUGUUGGGUCAUUAUUGUAUUACAUUUUUGUAUUUUUUUCUGUUUUGCUAACUAUAUUCAAGAACAAAACAGGUUUAAAGCCCUGGACUGCAGGAGAAAUGGCCAGCGAACUGAAACCACGGCUUUGUAUCAUGACAAAGAGUGAGAACGGGUAUGGGUUUCACUUGCACGGUGAGAAGGGGAAGAACGGCCAGUACAUUCGCAAAGUUGAGCCCGCGUCGUCAGCAGAAGCUUCGGGGCUGCGCCCGGGGGACCGUGUCAUUGAGGUGAACGGGGGAAAUGUGGAGAAAGAUACGCACCAUCAAGUGGUGCAGAGGAUCAAGGCGGUGGAGCAUGAGACCAGGCUGCUGGUGGUAGACCGGGAGACGGACGAGUACCUCCGCAGCCUGCGCCUCGUCUGCACCGAGGAGAUGGCUGUCCGUCUGGGGGGACUCACCUCUGUGUCCCCCUCCUCGCCCCCAGCCUCACCGCCCCCCUCCUCGCCCCCGGCCUCCUCGCCCGCAGCCAAGAGAGAGAACGGCUCUGUGUCCAAGCUGCCCGCCACCCUGACCAGAGAGGUACCCAAGCCCACGCGAAGGUCUCCGUCGCGGGCCGCCAAGAAGGUGUUCUUGGGUCUUCCUCUCUUGCUUUCACCCUGUGGUUUCCAGGAGGCUUUGGCCCAUGUUAAUGCCCAUGUCCAGGUGGCGCGGCCACCAGUGGACCCAUCGGAGCUGUUCCCCAGGCUGUGCCACCUGGUGCGGGUCGAGACUGGCUACGGCUUCAACCUGCACAGUGAGAAGUCCCGGCCAGGCCAGUACAUCCGCUCCCUGGACCCUGGGUCUCCAGCCGACCACGCCGGGCUCAGACCACAGGACAGACUCAUAGAGGUGAAUGGAGUGAACGUAGAGGGCAUGCGCCAUGCGGAGGUUGUGGCCUUCAUAAAGACAGGAGGAGAUGAGACCAGGCUGCUGGUGGUGGACCCUGACACAGACCAUCACUUUAAGAAGAUGGGCGUCACCCCGUUGGCCAGCCACGUCAAAGACUAUGACGGUCCGUCCAUAUCCAACGGCUCCCCCAGUCCUCAGAUCAACGGCAGCUUCACCAGCCGCUCCAUCCAGUCACACCACUCUGACCUGAGCAGUCCAGACAACAGCCUGCAGCUGGGAGAGGACGAGGCGGGCCGUCUGAUGGACCCGUUUGCUGAGAUCGGCCUGCUCCUGAGUCCCACAGCAGCUGAGGCCAAAGAGAAGGCCCAUGCCAAGAGGGCCAAGAAGAGAGCCCCUCAGAUGGACUGGGACAAAAAACACCAGCUCUUCAGCAACUUCUGAACUUUUCUUCCACCCAAUGAGAGAAGCAGAAAGACUGUCGAAUUUGACAUUUCUGAAAGUUACCUUCAACAUCCCUACCCGUUACCGCACCACCACUACCAACCAAUCCAACAGAAGAGAAUACGCAGAUAGAAUGUUGUUCUCUGAACGUUGGCAAUCCAACACACACUCCCUCCUGCUUCCAAAAUGGACGGGAUGGAAUGAUGGACAUCUCAUCCUUUACCCCUCCUUCAACCCUCCCUUCUUCCACCCUUCUCUAUACCCCCAUCCCACCCCAGAGAGAGCUUGUCUGCUGGAAUGGACUGGAAUAAGAGACUCAAGAUUACCAGCUUCUUCUGAAUCCUCCCAUCAUCAUCGCUCUUUCCCUAAACCAUCCAAUGUCCCUCCUCUUCUACCACUAACUCCCACCUUCUCUGAGGCCUGCUCUGGAGAGAGGAGGCACUUAUUUUUAUAUUUAGAAAGUGGAAAACCACCAUAAUAGGUGUUAGCCAGCCCAGCUAUAUGGAGUAUGGGGAAUAUGGACUAUGUGAGAUGUUUGUGAACACUGUGACCUGAUCUUAAACAUUGGGGUUUGUUUUGACCCUGUAAGAGAAGGAACGUAUGCCCAAAGAUGGAUGAAACUCUUCCUCCCAUGAUCCUCCUGUGAUUUUAUUGUGUGAUCGAUGCGCCUCAGACUUCAACGAUUCGCUCACCAGGAAAACCACAAACUAUAGGCUGAAUGGCAUUGCUUCUGUAUCAUCUCUGUUUGUAUUUGUAUCAAAGCAUCUGUUUUCUCAUAAUGUCAUAACAUUUCCACUUUGCUCCCUAUGUUGGAUAUGAACUGGUAUUCAUAGAUAGUGUUAACAAUGCAUAGACAAUCAAAAGCCUUACCCCAUCCAUACCUCCCUCUCAAUAUGAUAGCAUUUAAGAUACAUUGACUAAAUGCAUGCAUACAUGCACACACACAAGCCCCCUAUGAUUCUCUAGCCUAUAGGCCUGCUUCACUCAUUCUAAGGCAGUUUAAGUUUAUUUAUGUCUAGUACACCAGGGGGUGCUAAUAAGACACACAGCAACAUGAAGCCACUACAGUACACUGCUCAGAGAUGUAUGAGGAUUGGGACAUGAAAGUACCAUAGAAGGAGAAGAUAGCCUGGGGAUGAUAUGACCACUUUAAAGAUGUAUGAGAUCUAUGUAACACCUUGUAACAUUUACGUAAAGCCUGCAGGUAUAAUGUGUUAUUACUAGUUAUGAGUAUCUAUCAUGCUUUAUUACCUGUUAGGAGCAAAUAUAAUGCUUUAUUACUUGCUAUGAGCAUGUAUAAUGCUUUAUUACUUGUUAUGAGCAAAUAUAAUGCUAUAUUACUUGCUAUGAGCAUCUAUAAUGUUUUAUUACUUACUACAGUAUGAGCAUCUAUAAUGUUUUAUUACUUACUACAGUAUGAGCAUCGAUAAUGCUGUAUUACUUGUUAUGAGCAAAUAUAACGCUUUAUUACUUGUUAUGAACAUCUCCAUCUAUGAGCCGAACACCUUUAUAUGCAAAAGUAUAGAUACAAAUAAUGUAUGAAAUACCAAGAUGGAUAUUGUACGGGAUUGAAAGUGAGCCCGGCGUAUCAAAGAACGCUUACAUCACUCAGUGUUGAUGUGAUGUUGUGGUAAUGUUAUGCUCAUGUUGUGGUAAAGUGAUGACAGACUGACAUAGUGCUUGUAUCAGCUACUCCAGACUGGCCUGUCUUUCCGUUUCACUUCAGAAGGGAAGGACACAGUUAUUUUUGUACAACAUGCCUGAAUGCUGUGGAUUGUGGAUCGGCUGUGGUAUCAGGGGCUUUGGUAUGUGAGUAUAGCCUGGUCAAGGAUCUAUUUGUGCGGUAUUGCCAACUCCUAUGGUCAUUAUCAAGAGGCGUCACACAACAAUAGCCAUAGGAGAUGGUAAGACAGCACAAACCGAUCUCGGACCAGGCUACUCUGAGCUAUGGGGCUAGGGGCUCUGAUCAGUGGGCCUGCCCAGUGGGGUCUGUGGUGGUGGGGCAGUGGGGUGUGUGGGAGAGGCCUAUCCUGGAGGUCAGACUCAGAGAUGCUCUAAUGAAUGAGACCAGGGGAGCCACAGGACUUACAGGAGAUUAGUCCUAGCAUAGGAUAGCAUGGGGACAGCUGUCCUGCACACAGACACACACCAGACCAAACCACUGGCACGCCUCAUAGGGGGGUGAAGAUCAAGUUUAUCUUACUGCGUGUGUGUCAUCCACUGUUACGGAUAGUAAUCUCAGGUCCCCCCGGUCGUUCAUAUUGUGGUAGGAUCUACACAAAGAGAACACUCCCCAGACCAAACCACUGCUACAUCUCAUACGGGGGUGAAGGGAGAUAGAAGGGAAAGUUUGUCUCUGUGUCAUCCAUUGUUACUAUUCACCCAGGGUCCGUAUAGUGCCGAUCUAGGAUCAGUUUUGCCUUUUAGAUCAUAAUUAAUAAGAUUAUAUGGACAGGAGCGACCUGAUACUAGUUCAGCACUCCUACUCUGAGACGCUUUCUGAAUACGGGCCCAGGUCCCCCCUGGAGGUUCAUAUUGUGGUAGGAUCUGAAAUGCGGGUUCCUGGUUGGGCUAGGUCUGAGGUACAGGCCAGGGUCAGCUGUGCUAUGCGGCGCCGACUCCACACUUAGGACGGAGAGAAAUGUUUGAUCUGUUUUCAUAUAUUGCACAAUUAAUUUUUUGUUAAUACGCAUAUUGUCAUUACUAUUACUCAUAAUAGUACAGAAAAAAAAAUGUUUUUAUUUCUCUGGUUUCCAUUUGUGAUCUAGCACCAAUGUGUUUGCAUAAGGGUUUUUACUAUUGGUCCAUAUGAUAAGCUGACCGUUAAACCCUGAGCAGAAUGGUAUAUGACCCAUGUAUAUUUACAUUUUAGUCAUUUGGCAGACGCUCUUAUCGAAAGCGACUUAAGGAGCAAUUAGGGGUUAAGUGCCUUGCUCAAAAGUUUGUUGACAGAUUUUUCACCUAGUCGGUUUGGAGAUUCAAACCAGCGACCUAUCGGUUACUGGCCCAAUGCUCUUAACCACUAGGCUACCUGCCUCCCUACAGUAUAUAUAUGGCAGGUUGUAUUUUUUCAAUAAAGUGUGACAAUCUCCUUCUGGACUAUAUGACAUCA